Exserohilum turcica Et28A is the source of this 3516-nucleotide messenger RNA. RefSeq lists its product as uncharacterized. The transcript is spliced from 4 exons. Gene Ontology annotation, cellular component: nucleus. The record is from RefSeq and is a predicted model, not a curated record. NCBI's taxonomy places the organism in Eukaryota, Fungi, Ascomycota, Dothideomycetes, Pleosporales, Pleosporaceae. Bases 101 to 3286 code for a protein of 1061 amino acids. Gene Ontology annotation, biological process: mRNA 3'-end processing. Gene Ontology annotation, molecular function: mRNA binding; protein binding.
GAAAAGGCCAUUCUUCACCCGCGCAGCCCGUGACCCGCCGACCGCCACGGCCCCGCGACCAAUUCUAACUGCACCGCAUAGCUCCCAUCCCGCCGCAGACAUGGCCGACGAGGCCGAGCGCGCUUUCCUCGAGGCGCAACAGCACCAAGAGUACGACCCUGCAGCCGGCGGCUACAACAUGACCGACGCGCCCUCUGGCCAAGACGAAUACGACCCGGCCACGACCUACUCGCCCCCCUCGGAGCAGUCGCCCUCGGUGCAGCCAGAAUCAGGCGCAAACUCUCCGCCCCGACCCGCCGACGGCGAGGAUGGGGAGCAGUCGCGAGCCCAGUCCCAGCCUCCCUUGGCCGCCGCAGAGGCCGCCGCAGCGCCGCCGUCCAAGCGGCCGCGCACCGUGGGUGGUUUUGUCGACGAGAGCGAGGACGAGGAAGAGGAGCCCGCUGCGCAGCCGCAAGAGGCGAGUGCUACACGGCAGAGUGCGACGGAGGCUCAACAGGCCCCUCAGCCAUCUUUUACAAACACUCCAAACAAUACACUACCCAACCCAGAUGUACAGUUACAUAGUGCACAAGACCAGGCUCCUGCAUCUGUUUCUGCUCCCGUCGCUGUCAAUGAGCCUGCUCCCUCUGUUGCUUCUGUUCCUAACGGCAGCACGCCUGUCCCAGACGCUACUAAGCCAGCUACUCCCGACGUCUUGAAUGUUGCUUCAGCGCGCCCCUCCGUAGUGCCCGCCACUCCAGCGCCCACUUCUGCUGCUCUGCCAAAGGCUCGCCUGCCUCAGGAUCGAGUGGGCAUUCUCGAAGACCGCAUUGCUGAAGAUCCCCGUGGUGACAUCGAAGCGUGGUUGAGUCUAAUUGAGGAGCACCGCAGGCGACACAAGCACGACGAUGCCCGAGCUGUAUUCGAGCGCUUCCUCAAAGUCUUCCCUUCAGCAGGCGAACAAUGGGUCGAAUACAUCCUGUUUGAGACCGAACUCGACGAGCUGCCAAAAGUCGAGCACCUCUUUGGCCGUUCUAUUCCCUCGGCUCAAUAUAUUGGCAUCUAUUCUGCUUACAUCGACUUCAUUCGACGUCGCUUCAACCUCACCACUGACCAAAACGGACAGAAUCGCCAGACAGUCACCCAAGCCUAUGAGUUCGUCCUCAACUCUGUUGGUAUCGAUGUCCAGGCCGGUAAGCUGUGGCUUGACUAUAUCGAGAUGCUCAAGACCGGACCCGGCGUGCUCGGCGGCAGUAACUGGCAAGACAUGCAAAAGAUGGAUACUCUGCGUAAAGUGUACCAGCGUGCAGUUGCCGUUCCUCACAACGCUACACUCGAGAUCUGGCGCGAUUACGACAAGUUCGAGAUGAGCAUGAAUAAGGUUUCGGGUCGCAAACAACUCCAAGAAACUUCGCCCGCUUACAUGACUGCUCGCAGUGCUAUCAAUGUUCUUGAAAACAACAUCACCAGGGGUGUCAUUCGGACCACACUGCCAAAGCUGACGCCCGCUGCUGGUUUCGAUGGCUACGAAGACUACAUGAACCAGGUCAAGCUGUGGAAAAACUGGAUCCAAUGGGAGAAGAGUGAUCCGCUCGAGUGCACAACCGACAACCGCGAGCUGUACAACAAGCGUGUUCUGCACCUCUACAAGAAUGCCUUGAUGGCCCUUCGUUUCUGGCCAGAGCUCUGGUACGAAGCAGCCGAAUGGUGUUUUGAAAACAACCUGCAAGCUGAAGGCGACAAGUUCCUCAAUGACGGCAUAGAGGCCAAUCCUGAGAGCUGUCUGCUUGUCUUUAAGAAAGCUAACCAGGUCGAGCAACGUACUGAUUUUGAAGAUGGCCAAGCAGGUGUCAUUGCCAAGGGGAGAGCCGUACGCGAACCAUACCAGAGACUACUGGAUACCAUUUACGACCUCACCGCACAGGUCAAGAAGCGCGAAGAACACUCCAUUGCACGAGCAAAGGAGCAGUUUGAAGUACAAAAGGCUGCCGACGAGGCGGCGCGGGCCAUUGCGCAGCAAAACGAUGACGACGAAGAUGAGGUCGUAGCUGCACGACGUCUCAAGGAAAAAGAGGAUGCUUUCAGCGGCCAACUCCAGGCCAUGUCUGCCGGCUACAACGCGCAGACGCAGAAUCUCAAGAAAACGCUCACAUAUGCAUGGAUAGCGCUCAUGCGUGCCAUGCGUCGUGUCCAGGGUAAGGGAGAUCCAAAGGGCGACAUCGGCGGGUUCCGAGGCGUCUUCACAGAGGCGCGUAAAAAGGGCAAACUGCUCAGCGAGGCAUAUGUAGCCAGCGCACUCAUUGAACAUCACUGCUACCAGGAGCCAGCUGCCCAAAAGAUUUUUGAGCGUGGCAUGAAGCUGUUCCCAGAGGAUGAGCAUUUUGCGUUGGAGUACAUUAAGCACCUGAUCAAGCUCAAUGAUUCAACCAACGCUCGUGCUGUCUUCGAAACUGUUGUUGGAAAACUAACUGCUAAGCCGGAAAACGUGCACCGGGCAAAGUCACUAUUCGCCUUCUUCCAUGACUACGAGGCCCAGUUUGGUGAGCUGGCACAAAUCACCAAACUUGAGCAGCGUAUGGCCACUCUCUUCCCCGAAGAUCCCCAUCUGCACCGCUUUUCGCAACGCUUCGCAAGCCCAACCUUCGACCCCAUCUCCGUCCGCCACAUCAUCUCGCCACGCACACAGAUGAAGCCAGUCAUGCCGUCAGUCAUGCCAUCGGUCGAAGAGCAACAGCAGCCCGUUCCCGCAAUGCCGCCACAACAACCGCCACCGCAACCUCCGCCGCAACCUGCUGUGGAACAGCAGCGCCUUGCGUCUCCCGCCAUUACCAACUCGCCUCACCUUAACAAUCUCAUGCCUGCAACCAACUCACCCAAGCGUCCACUCGAGGACAUGGAGGAAGUGGCACAGCCUCGCAAACUCGCUCGUGGUGAAUCGCCUCUCAAGGGCGCUGCGGGCCGCCGUCUUGAUGCCGCACGUCGCAACCUUGCUACCGCUGGCGCAACACCUAUUGGACAGAACCCAGGUCCACCACCCCUGCCUCGGGGAGUCAACUUCCUUCUCGGGAUCAUCCCUCCUGCACAUACAUACAAAGAAACACGCUUCAAAGCAGAGGGUCUGGUUAGCCUGCUACGAGAUGUAGCCGCCAUUCCAGUUCCUCCGGGCCAAGUCCCACCCCAACCGCAACGGUGGGGAACCACCCCGACAACUGCACAGCAGCUGCAAAGCAUACAAGAGAAGUACGGAAACGGCGGACAUAUCCCCAUGCAUCCGGCAAUGCCAGGUGCAAACCCUUGGGGUGCUUAGUCAGGCCAAGCAGAGUUAUGCAAUCUAUAUUCAUGUAAUUCAAAACGCAUAUGUAUGCGGUCAUGAGCUAGCUUUCAGGGGCCGCCACCACCAAGGGGAGAGAAACGUCGAACAACUGCAACAAUAUCUGGGGGGGAAACGCCAUUCAAACCAAUAAGCAUUGCAUAGGAAAUGGCGUUUUUUUAAACAUUCUAUCUUCCACCUAUCUCAUGUCUUGUCUUCCAGAUCGG